Mercurialis annua (annual mercury) is the source of this 666-nucleotide messenger RNA. RefSeq lists its product as uncharacterized. The transcript is spliced from 5 exons. The record is from RefSeq and is a predicted model, not a curated record. NCBI's taxonomy places the organism in Eukaryota, Viridiplantae, Streptophyta, Magnoliopsida, Malpighiales, Euphorbiaceae. Bases 1 to 666 code for a protein of 221 amino acids.
AUGGUUGAUGGUUUCUGUUAUCCUGAAAGGAUAUUGAAAAUUUUGAAUCGAGAAGAUAUGACGGUGUAUUUAUGCACUGUGUUCUCAUCAAGUAUGAUGAUGCGAUGCGGAAGCUGGCGGGAGAGACUACAUGAUAGUGGCAUGGUCUCUAGAGGCUUGCUUGACAUCUUCGGAUUCUCGUGGUUCGCGGAGGGUUCAACUUGGAAAAAAUUAAAGGCGGACCAGAAAACGUUCUAUUGGGAGGAGUUCAAGAAGAAGUUUUUUUGGGACUCGAUCUACCCCGAGCAAUUGAUCAGAGAUGUGUUUAUGAGGCAUGCUGUAAAUCGCUACAAGGACACUAUGCAUACGCUGAAGGGAAAGAGGGAUGACAGCGUUAACGAUACUGUUUGGGAUGCCUGGCAGGCAGAGUGGGCUACGGUGGAGGCAAAGAAGAAGUCGGACAUCGCUCGGGCUAACCGGAUGAGUGAGCCGACAGGGCCAGGGACAGGACCGAUGCGCCACACUGCAACAUCUUGCUCGGGCGUAAAGCAUAUGACUGGUCAGGAGCUCGGUCGUAUACCGACCUACGCUAAGUUGUAUGUUCGUAUGCACUCGACGCAGAAGGAUCAGACCAAGUUUGUGGACAAGAGGUCCAAGGAUAAGCAUGAAGUCCCUGAAAAUGGGUGA